Messenger RNA from Xiphophorus couchianus (Monterrey platyfish), 5391 nucleotides. It is a transcript of the gene arid4a, whose product is annotated as AT-rich interactive domain 4A. The transcript has 25 exons. The record is from RefSeq and is a predicted model, not a curated record. The coding region runs from base 175 to 4218 and encodes 1347 amino acids. Gene Ontology annotation, molecular function: transcription cis-regulatory region binding. Gene Ontology annotation, cellular component: nucleus. Lineage: Eukaryota; Metazoa; Chordata; Actinopteri; Cyprinodontiformes; Poeciliidae. Gene Ontology annotation, biological process: regulation of transcription by RNA polymerase II.
UUAAUUGUGACUACGGCUGUCACUGCAGCCAAUCACAUCUCGGGAAACAGAGCUCGGGGCUCAACAGCUUGUUGUUCGUGUAUCGCUUUUGCAGCCGGAGCUAGAGAGGAAGCAACGGCGUAUGAUAAUUGACCCGAAAUCCUUCGAGCUGGAACCCCUGGACUAGCCGGAGAGAUGAAGGCAGCAGAUGAGCCUGCCUACCUGACAGUGGGGACAGAUGUCAGUGCCAAGUACAGAGGAGCCUUCUGCGAAGCCAAAAUCAAGACUGUUAAACGCAUGGUCAAGGUCAAGGUGACUCUGAAAGGUGAAAGCACGUCCCAGGUAGUGCAGGACGACCAGGUCAAAGGUCCUCUGAGGGUGGGCUCCACUGUGGAGGUGAAGACCAGUGAGGGUCUGAGCAGUGAGGCCGUCAUCAGUAAGCUGACGGAUGCCAGCCUCUACACUGUUGUCUUUGAUGACGGCGAUGAAAAAACUCUGCGUCGAUCAUCCCUGUGUCUGAAGGGAGAGAGGCAUUUUGCAGAGAGCGAGACGUUGGACCAGCUGCCGCUGACUAACCCAGAGCAUUUCGGCACCCCGGUCAUCGGGAAAAAGUCAAACAGAGGCGGUAGACGCUCGUCCCAGGCUGUAGCUGAUGAGGAGAACGAGACUUCAUCGAGCGAAGAAGAGGAGGACGACAAGAAGAGACUGACUGAUGGGCUGCUGGGCCAGAUCUGCAGCAUAGAGAACACAGAGGAGUCCACUGAUUGGUUCAUGGCUCUGGUGGUGUCUCCCAGCUGCAGUGAUGAGCUGCUGGUGAAGAAGGAUCAAUGUCUGGUCAGGUCCUUCUGUGAUGGCAAAUUCUACACGGUGGGGAGGAGACAUGCUCACCUGGUCAACACCAUCAGCAUUACUAAGCCGGAUUUUUCCAACAGGAGAGGUAUUGAAGGAGCCCAGAUGUUUCUGAGGAGCAGAGAGGUUCCAGAAGCGUGGAAGAUGGACAUGAGUCAGAUUCUAGACUCUUCCUCCAGUGAAGAUGACAAAGAUGACAAGGAGAGUGAGGCAGAGGAGGAGGAAGAAGAGAAUGAGGAUGAAAAGAGAAAGAAACACAUCAAGGAAGAGCCGGAGGAGGAGGCAGACCCUGAGGAGAAGGAGAACUUCCUCCAGCAGCUCUACAAAUUCAUGGAUGACAGAGGCACUUCCAUCAACAAGCCCCCAGUGCUGGGCUACAAAGACCUGAACCUCUUCAAGCUCUUCAGACUGGUCUACCACUUGGGAGGCUGUCGCAAGAUCGAGUCUGGCACAGUGUGGAAGCAGGUCUACAUGGAUCUGGGGAUCCCUGUUCUCAACUCAGCUGCAUCCUACAAUGUCAAGACAGCCUACAAAAAGUAUCUGUCUGGGUUUGAGGAGUACUGCUGUUCUGCCGGCAUCACCUUCAGAACCAUCCACCACAACAACCCCCCUCCCAAUCACAAGAAAGUUAAAGUUGAGCUUAAGGAGGCCUUCACAACACCCAUCAAGUCAGAGUCUGCUGAUGACAAGAGGGAGGAGGCCGACUCGGAGAGUGAGAGCGAAAAGGAGGUGAAGGAGAGACAUUCGUCACCCAGGGGGAGAAGAGGUGUGGGCAGUCGGGGCAAACUGCCCCCCAAGCCAGAGAACCCUGGACGGGGAGGGCCAGAGAACAGUGAGGAGCAGCAGAGGGAGGUGAGGAGGCGCAGCAACAGACGACUGGACGACUCUGAGAAAGGCUCCGACGAGGAGGAAGAGGACGACGAUGACGAGGAGGAAGAAGGGGAGGAGGAGAGAAGACGACAUGGAAGUGAAGAUGAAGAGGAUGGAGACUCUUUGGCAGGAACCAAGGUCAGGGUGAAGUACGGCAGAGGAAAAACCCAGAAGAUCUAUGAGGCCCACAUCAAGAAGACAGACAUAGACAACGGAGAACAGUUCUACCUGGUUCACUACUACGGCUGGAACGUUAGGUAUGAUGAAUGGGUGAAGGCUGACCGCAUCAUCUGGCCUGCAGAGAAAGGAACCAAGAAGAGACAGAGAAAAAAAGUCAAGAACAAAGACAAGGAAGACCCAGAGAAGGGAGAAAAGGAUGACGAGAAGCCAGCUUCCAUAACGCCUCUGAAGCCAACAGGCUUGAAGCGUGGCCGCCCUCAGACCAGGCUCACUCCCAGCGGCCCGGCAGGACGCAGUGUGUCCAAAACCCCCAGCAGCGAGGGCCAGGCCAAUGGGAAGAGCUCUCGACCCGACGCCACGCCCAGCCUGGCCAAUGGGAACGACACGCCUCGCAGGAGAACCAGGAGGACCUCUGGCCUGUAUGAGUCCGACCCGCCGUCUAACGAGGAUUCCGGGAACUCCUCUGAUGACAGCGACGCAGACGACACCCUCGAGAAAACUGACAAAGCGUCGCCGUGGCGAGGGAGAUCGGAACCUCCAGCUUGUGAGCCAGAUGAGGAACCAGCCAUGCCGGAGGAAGAGGAAGAGGAGGAAGAGGAGGAGGCGAGGGAGCAGUCUGUGGCUGAGGCUGCUGCUGCCGACGGCAACAUGCCGUCCUCAGGAGCUGUGCUGAUGGAUGUCCCUACCUCCCCAUGUCCAAGCAUGCCUCAGGAGAAAGCAGAGGAGCCUCUGAACCAAUCAGAGAAGCAGCAGGGGGCAGAGCCUGCGGAGGAGCCCCAGGAGUCAGCGGUUCACCUGGAGAAGGAGAUUAAGCUGUGUCCCGGGACGAGAACGUUACCUGGACAUGAAGUGGUUCUGGACACGCCCCUCAGCAGGAUGUCAGCCCCGCCUUCGUCCCCCCCAUCCACAGCAGAGGACGAGAGCCGCGUCACACCCCUGCUGACCCCCAGGGGCAAAGGUCGCAGGGUCAGCCUCAGGGAUUCUGAGACUCCUCCCAUAAUCCCUCACUGCAAUGCUGGCCCCGCCCCGGCCCCCUCGCCCCUGCAGGCCACGCUGCUGUCCACUCUGAAGAGACAGGAGGAGCCCAUGGUGGUCCUGCACUGCCUGCCCUCCCAGCACCUCCUGCCCAAACCCCCCUCUAUUAACUCCGACACAGACUCCGCCACCGAGGAAGAGGAGGAGGAGGAGGAGGAGGAGGCGGAGCCUAAAGAGAGGGGCAGCACGCUGAAACGCAAGGCAGCCGACCAGAGAACAGCAGAGAAGAAGCUCUGCACUGGCAGCAGGCAGGACCACCUGCCUGCCCCUCCUGCUGCCCAGCAGCCGGAGUGGGCACCAGAGAACGCAGAGGACAAGCUGAGCUCUGUGGCCGAGGAGAAGCUGACGCCUCAUCAGGACACAGAGGUGCAUGCUGGGACAGUCGUCCCUGCCUCAGAGCCCCCAGGCACCCCGACAGAGCCCCCCCAAGUCGAAGAGCUAGAGCCUCAGAUGGGCCCUGAAGCUCUGGUGUGCCAUGAGGUCGACCUGGACGACCCAGAUGAGAAGGACAAGCCCCCCCUCUCUUCAGUGCCCCUCCUCAUGAUGCAGAAACAGGCUCCUCCCACUCUGCCCCUCGCCGUCCACCCUGCCCAGCCUCAGGUCAGGCCCUUCUUGAUGACUGCCACUCCCCUCACCUGUCCAGAGACGCUCCACCCUGCGAAGGAGCUGAAUGAGACUGAGGAGGAGCGGGGGCCCGUCCGGGGUGAGCAGGGGGGCGACUCCAGCCCUGGCUUCGAGGGCAGCACCUCCUCAUCCUCCUCCCUGCUGUUCAUGCAGGAACCCAAGGACAGAGGUCAAAAGAGGGUGAAUGAAGUAAAUUCCAGCCCAACUGCCAAGAAACACAAACGGAACCAGAAACGGACCCUGACCCCGGCCAAGGCCGACAAGAACGGAGCAGGACACAGCAGUGACAGUGAGGACCAGUCUCGUCUCUCGUCCUUGUCUAAAUCCCAGAAAUCUCGUUGUCCUGGUCUGUCGUCUCCGUCUGCUCACAGUAAAGACAAACACAGCUCCCCCUCCCCCCAGCGCUCCUACAAGUGGACCCUGCAGCUUGACGAGCUGGACAGCAUGUCGAGCACAGAGAGGAUCUCCUUCCUGCAGGAGAAGCUGCAGGAGAUCAGGAAGUACUACAUGAGCCUCAAGUCUGAGGUGGCCUCCAUCGACAGACGCAGGAAGAGACUAAAAAAGAAGGAGAGAGAAGUGUCCCACACGACGGCGUCCACCUCCUCAGGGUCCUCAGACACAGGCAUGAGUCCGUCCUCAGCCUCGCCCGCUCAGAACACCGUGGCGGUGGAGUGCAGGUGAUGACACGCCCACUCCCACCCCUGACCCUUCACCCCACAGACUUUCCUCACUUAAGUCAGUUGUGAGGACACUGCAGAGAGAGGACGGCAUGUCGCUGUGACGUGGGACGCCGCCCUUCUUCCCAGCUGUGGAGGAGGGGCCGCACAAGGAGGCCCCACCCACUUCACCUGACGGCUGACUUUGUUUGAGGAGCCGGCCUUUUGCUGCACUGGUGCAGAACUCUUCCUGUUCCCCUCCCUCCCCUGCAGUGUGCCAAUACUUGUCCUGGUUCCAGAACCAUCUCUCCUGUCCUCUUUGUUUUCAGGGUCAGCGGUCAGUGAAGAACCGACGGCUGGCCGCCAUUUUUAACCUUAACUGAGAAAUGUAGAUGAGGAAGAAGACGGGCUUCCAGUUUCAGUUUUAUCUUCUAUCCAAUCAAAGUUUUUAUUUUAAUAAGACGGUGAGAAAAAGUAUUAGAUCUUUUAGUUCUUAUGUAAAUUAAAUGCAAUAUUCUGAAGCUCUUUUUGUAUUUAUUGGCUUUGUGGACAGAAUUUCUUAUAUUCAGGGUUUUUUUCCCCCUCUUUUUAUUUAGAUAAAUUUUGGACAACAUUUCUUACCAAGUCAUAAUUUAAGUUGAAACUCUUAUGUAUUUCUUUUAAAAAGCCUUUUAUGCAUUUCUGAGGUACAAUUAUAUUUCUUGAAAUGAAAUCUCAUAACUGACCCAACAUCAGUUCACAAAAUUUCAAACGGUGUAAAUGAAAUGUGACCAUAAGCACCUAGAAUGCAUAAAAUGAGAAGUUAGGAAUCUUCCUGAUUCUGGACCCCAGCUUGGCACUGACCCGCUCCUCUCCUGUUCGGUUCUGCAUCAGGCUCAGACAGACGGCUGCUAGCAGCUCCUCAACAAUUGCUUGUUUUGUACAUACAAUGUUCAAGAAACGAAUAAAACCACACCUGUAUUUGAGAACUACAUUUUACACACCCCAAAAGAAUAAUUUCUAAUAUUUUCUAAGAGACUGUUUGUACUGUAGUUAUUGUUUACUCCUUGGUUGUCUUUUUGUUUUUGGUUCUUAUGUGUUUUGCUGGCGGAGAUUUGAGAGCAAAAAUGUAAAUACAGAAACGCACACAAGCCAUGCUACAAGUGUGUGUGUGUGCAAAAAGCAGCGCUCUCUGUUUCUAAUAAAGUUUUUAACCAGG